Messenger RNA from Solea senegalensis (Senegalese sole), 4285 nucleotides. Its product is annotated as pleckstrin homology domain-containing family G member 3-like. The record is from RefSeq and is a predicted model, not a curated record. NCBI's taxonomy places the organism in Eukaryota, Metazoa, Chordata, Actinopteri, Pleuronectiformes, Soleidae. The transcript is spliced from 12 exons. Gene Ontology annotation, molecular function: guanyl-nucleotide exchange factor activity. The annotation marks the transcript as partial.
UUCACAUCUGUUUGUUUUCACUCGUUCACCUGUUCACUCCUGUUUGUGUUCACCCGCUCACAUCUGUUUGUUUUCACUCGUUCACCCGUUCACUCCUGCAGAUCAGUGGCUGCUCUCACUGAGUGCAUGAGGAACAAAUCUCUGGUCCAGUUUUUCCGUGAGCGUCAGGCGCGGCUGAAGCGGUCACUUCCUCUGGGUUCAUAUCUGCUCAAACCGGUUCAGAGGAUCCUCAAAUAUCACCUGCUGCUCCAGGAGAUAGCGAAGCACUUUGACCCUGAGGAGGAGGGUUACGAGGUGGUGGAGGAGGCCAUCUACACGAUGACGGGCGUGGCCUGGUACAUCAACGAGAUGAAGAGGAAACACGAACACGCAGUCAGACUACAGGAGGUUCAGUCUCUGCUGCUGAACUGGAAAGGUCCAGACCUCACGACGUACGGAGAACUGGUUCUGGAGGGAACCUUCAAAGUUCAUCGAGCCAAAAACGAGAGAACGUUGUUCCUGUUUGAUCGCAUGCUGCUCAUCACCAAACGCCGCGGAGAACACUACGUCUACAAGACGCACAUCACGUGCUCCACGCUGAUGUUAAUCGAAAGUGCCAAAGACUCUCUGAGCUUCAGCGUCACUCAUUACAAACACCCCAAACAACCACACACGGUCCAGGCAAAGACUGUGGAGGAGAAGAAGUUGUGGGCUCAUCACAUCAAACGUAUCAUUCUGGAAAAUCACCACGCCAUUAUCCCACAGAAGGCUAAAGACGCCAUCUUAGAAAUGGAUUCCAUACAUCCUCCUCGGUAUCGCUGCAGUCCAGAGCGUCUGAAGAAAGAGUUUCGGCGAGAGCGUCGCCAAGGACGACGACAGUCAGAGCUGAACACAGCGACACUGAAACCUGACACCACAGACAUCUUACAGGCCACUGCCAGCAGCAGCAGCAGCACGCUGGAGUCCAGUCAGGAUCAGUCUGAGGCUGAGGAGGACGGGUUGUCUCCACAGUGCUCUCAUCAGGUGGACAAGGUCCUGCUGGAGGAUGACCAGUCAUCCGUAGAUAAAAUGCCACAGGAAACAACAUCAGAAUCCGAGCCGGCAGAAAACACUGAAGCAGAAUCCCUUUCUGAUGCGGACUCUGCCUUGAUCUUAGCAUCUCCUCAGAGGUCGGAGGAACUGAGGCCUGAAGGAGAGGCAGUGCUCACAGAGGAGCCUGAUUCAGAUUCAAAGACCUUGAGCAGUGGGGACUCGUCGGACGAUGAGGAGGACGACAAGGAUGCAGCAAAGAAAGAGGACGAAGCCACCAGCAUUCUUCCCUCCUCUGUUCUGGACAAAGCCAGUGCCAUCGCCCAGCACUUCAGCAACAGCAUCAAACGAGGCAGUGUGGCCCAGGAUGACGCCCACUCCCUUUGUUGUGCUUCUCCACGGUUACCCAGCCGGACUGGUAGCAGCCGCAGCCUCAGCGCGGAACCUGUCGACCGAAUGCAGAGGCUCACCAGUGUUUGUUCUGAUCUGGUUGAGGCCUUCAGUGCAACAGACUCCACCCUCCUAUCUCCUCGGGGUGACAACCUCUUUGACGGCGACAGAGGCAUUCAGCAGAGACGGGACUCCAUGUUGUCUAAACAAGACCAGCUGCUCAUUGGAAAAAUCAGGAGUUACUAUGAGAAUGCAGAGAGCCAGGAUGCCAACUUCAGACUCCAGCGCAGAGAGAGUCUGACAUAUAUCCCAACUGGCCUGGUCAGGAGCUCGGUCAGCAGGUUCAACAGUAUCCCAAAAGAUAAACCCGCUCUCACAAACCUCUUGACCACAACCACAUCCUCCAGUUGUGACCCGUCCUCAGUGGAGUCCCCGUUGACUGUACCCACAGACACCUAUGAUCACAUGGUCUUUACUGACCCUCUGUGCUCUUUCAAGUCUGAUCAGAGAAGCAUGGGUCCAGAGGACUCUGCAGAGGGCCUCAAGUCCACCUCUCAGAGUCUGGAGGAUACGCCAUUAGAGGAUGAGGAGUUCAGGCCUUCAUCUGAAAUGAUCAAGAUCUGGCAGGUGAUGGAGCGAGAUAUCACCAUAUCCCCGAAUGUUGACAGAGCGUGUGAAGCCCGGAGAAACUUUACCAAGAUCCCAAACAAGAACCAAGACCAGGAAGCAUCUGACCUCAAUACUGACUCACUGGAGUUAAAGAAUCCUUCGUCCCUCACAGUCCUCAAGGUGCCACUUCCUGUUGAGGCUCAGCUAAAGGUGGAGGCAGAGGAAGAAAUGAGCCAGGUGGACGACGUGGACAAAACAAAGAACAAAGUUCUUCAUCUGGCUCGUCAGUACAGUCAGCGACUCAAACCAACCCAACCAGUGGUGCGACAGCGAAUUCAGGGAGUCUUGAUCAGCAAGAAGACCUUACCCUGUGUGGUGGAGGAGACAGAGGUUUCAGAGAAACCAAACCUGACUUUGAAGCUGGUGUCUCAGCACAAGUCAUCCUUUCCACCAUUGAGCCCCAUAGACCAGAGCCAACCUUCAACCCCCCUCCUUGGUGUGGUCUCCUCAGGUCAGGCUAGCACCUGCAGUCCCAUAAGUCCUCCUCCACCCACAGAAAGCUUCACAUGGCCUGAUGUCCGAGAACUUCGCUCCAAAUACUUGGAACAGAAAGGUCCUGUUGGCCGUAGUCACUCUAUUUCAGAGCAGAUGUUUGGAGAUCUGAGGAGGCACUCCAGCUGCUCCUCAGGCCACUUCCUCUGUGAAGGAACAUCGAUGGAGGUUCCUCCACACAAGCCUUGCAGCAGCCAGGACACCAGCAGCAAACCGCUUCUCAGAGCCAAAUCCCUGGACCCUCAGCUGGGCAGAGUGCGAGUGACAGAGCUUCAGAAGCUCCAGGAACAAGUCGUUGAUAGCAGCCAUCAGGAUUAUUUUAUUGCAGCUGAGACACCGUUACCUGAUGACCCACAACACAAGAUGGUCAUCAUAGAGAAACUUCCAGCACCUGAGUCAGACCCUUCACAAACAGUCCUGAAAACCAAACAAGAAGAAGUAGAAAGUGAUGACAGUUAUGUUCAGAUUCGAUCUCCAACCAGCAGGGAGAAGAUCUCCAUCAUGGCUGUUGCCGAUCGCUGCCGGGCUUAUCAGGAUUCUGAUGAGUACAAACUGAGGGAGGAAGCAAAAGCUCGAAGUGAGUCAGUGAGACCUGGAGAGCUUGAUCAGACGGAAGCGUCUGCUAACAAUCAGAACAAUGAAGAGUUUGUGAGGACAACGUGUGAGCAGAAGACCGAUGCUGCUCAGCAGAGCGUCGUGAAGAAUCUGAGGGAAAAGUUCCAGAAUCUCAGCUGAGUCAUGGUUAACGGAUCAAUGUUUUUAAUAAAUGUAUAAAACUGUGAAGUGAGGAACCCAAAGAUUUAAACAAAGAUGGCGUGACGUUGGAGAACCAAUGGUCAGUCAGCAAUUUCCUGCCAAAACAACAGCCGAGGACGGUUUUUGAUAGUUUCCAUUAACUGUGACCAAAAUAUUUGUUAAUAUUUAAUAUUAAAAUAACACAAUCAGACCUAAAUCAUAGACCUAUGGUUAAGCCCCGCCCUCAAACACAGUCUGGCCAGUCAGAGAUAAAUGACGUUAAUGGAGACAUGAAAUGACACUAGCAAGCUAACAUUAGCUAAUGACGAUGAGUCUUACGUUAAUGCUAACAUUAGCUCAGUAGCAGCGUUGCUCCUCAUGUUGUCACUGUUUUAAUGUGUUCACCCACGACGCGUAGAUUCUAAAUGUCACAUGUGUUUGUCUUUACUUUGUGUUAGCUCAAGAAUCAGAACUGGAUCACACACAAUCCAGUUCUGAUUCUGACCGAUCCAAACCACAUGACCAGCACUUUCACUUUUAACGUCCCAGACAUGUGAAACCUUGUUAGCAUUAGCAUACAAAGAAGCUAUGUUAACUCAGCACCCGCACACACAAAAAACAAAAAACUACAACAUCCACUUAAUCAUAUUUUACCUUUGAUGUUUUAUCACCAUAUUAAAACGUAAUGAGGAGGCGAGGCUUGGUCACAGGUCAGUUAUCACGAUUUUACAAAGUUUUAUAGAUACAAUAUGUAAAUAUGUUGGGAGGCGGAGUCAAAAUGUUGUUGUACAUGUGUCGUGUGUGAAAUAGAAAACUAAACUCAUAACUGCCCCCUAGUGUUCAACACACAAGACGCCAAAUUAUAUUCAACUGAUAAACUUGAUCAAUAUUGAUUCAUAACUGGUGAUUAAAGCUCAUUGUAUUUUUGUUGAUUAUAUAAUUGAAAUAUCUUUUGGUUUCAUAAUGAAUAAACUCAUUAUUCAACUUUAAA